UAGAAGUUGGUGUUGUAGGCGCAAGGAUCAGUUUCGCCUUUUCUUACGCAGAUUUGUCCUAGUCCUAGUGAAGCUUUUGGCAUAAAAAAGAUUGUCCUUUUGUUUUCCCUGAAAAUUUUUCCAGAGAAAAUAAAUAUUUCCAGAUUUGUACUGAGAAAAUAAUCACCCAUGAAUGAGGCCAUUGCACUCACUCAGUCAAUCUUCUUUCACCGCUUUAUACAGGGCUUCAGUCAACCAUUGUUUGGCGAUCAAAUCAGGAACAACUGCAAGCAUAUACACUGCCAACAAUAUCAUAAAUGGAUACGCAAAAUGUGGAGAGAUACGUAUUGCUAGCAAGAUGUUCGAUGAAACGUCGCAACGGGAUGCUGUGUCUUGGAAUACAAUGAUUGCAGGGUUUGUGAAUUUUGGGAACUUUGAGACUGCACUGGAGUUUCUAAAAUCCAUGAAAAGAUAUGGGUUUGCGAUUGAUGGGUACAGUUUUGGAAGUAUACUUAAGGGUGUUGCUUGUGUUGGAUAUGUUGAGGUUGGGCAGCAAGUGCAUUCCAUGAUUGUUAAGAUGGGUUACGAGGGGAAUGUGUUUGCAGGUAGUGCACUCUUAGACAUGUAUGCGAAAUGUGAGAGAGUUGAGGAUGCAUUUGAGGUGUUUAAGUCUAUAAAUAUUCGUAAUUCUGUUACCUGGAAUGCUUUGAUUAGUGGGUAUGCUCAAGUGGGUGAUCGGGGGACUGCAUUUUGGCUAUUGGAUUGUAUGGAGCUGGAGGGUGUGGAGAUUGACGAUGGGACAUUUGCUCCACUUUUGACAUUGCUUGAUGACCCAGAUUUGCACAAAUUGACAACGCAGGUUCAUGCUAAAAUUGUGAAGCAUGCUUUGGCAUCUGAUACUACUGUGUGCAAUGCCAUAAUCACAGCGUACUCAGAGUGUGGGUCCAUUGAAGAUGCUGAAAGAGUGUUUGAUGGUGCUAUUGAGACACGAGAUCUAGUGACAUGGAAUUCUAUGCUGGCUGCUUACCUAGUAAAUAAUCAGGAGGAGGAUGCAUUUGAGCUCUUCCUUGAAAUGCAAGUGCUUGGGUUUGAACCAGACAUCUAUACAUACACUAGUGUCAUAAGUGCUGCUUUUGAAGGUGCACAUCAAGGCCAAGGAAAGUCCUUACAUGGAUUGGUAAUCAAAAGGGGAUUGGAAUUUUUGGUACCGAUCUCUAAUUCAUUGAUUGCCAUGUAUCUCAAAUCACAUAGCAAAUCCAUGGAUGAAGCAUUAAAUAUAUUUGAAUCCAUGGAAAACAAGGACCAUGUCUCUUGGAAUUCCAUUUUGACAGGAUUCUCACAAAGUGGGUUAAGUGAAGAUGCAUUGAAGUUCUUUGAGAAUAUGCGAUCUCAGUAUGUAGUGAUUGAUCACUAUGCCUUUUCUGCUGUCCUUAGGUCUUGCUCGGAUUUAGCAACUCUCCAGUUGGGUCAACAAGUUCAUGUCCUAGUACUUAAAUCAGGCUUUGAGCCAAAUGGAUUCGUUGCCAGUUCAUUGAUAUUUAUGUAUUCGAAGUGUGGUGUCAUUGAAGAUGCUAGAAAAUCAUUUGAUGCAACACCAAAAGAUAGCUCAAUUGCAUGGAACUCACUCAUAUUUGGUUAUGCGCAACACGGGCGAGGCAAAAUUGCACUUGAUCUCUUCUUCUUAAUGAAAGAUAGAAGAGUGAAGCUGGAUCAUAUAACUUUUGUUGCAGUUCUAACUGCAUGCAGCCACAUUGGAUUGGUAGAAGAGGGUUGGUCUUUCCUAAAAUCUAUGGAAUCUGACUAUGGGAUUCCACCUCGGAUGGAGCAUUAUGCUUGUAUGAUUGAUCUGCUUGGGCGGGCUGGGCGUCUAGAUGAGGCAAAAGCAUUAAUUGAGGCAAUGCCAUUUGAGCCAGAUGCAAUGGUGUGGAAAACACUACUUGGUGCAUGUAGGACUUGUGGUGACAUAGAAUUGGCGAGUCAGGUGGCAAGCCAUCUAUUAGAACUAGAGCCUGAAGAGCAUUGCACUUAUGUUCUACUCUCCAGCAUGUUUGGGCAUCUCAGGAGGUGGAACGAAAAGGCUAGCAUAAAGAGGUUGAUGAAGGAGAGAGGGGUAAAAAAGGUUCCUGGCUGGAGUUGGAUAGAGGUUAAAAAUGAGGUGCAUUCCUUCAAUGCUGAGGAUCGAUCCCACCCUAAUUGUGAAGAGAUAUACCUGAGAUUAGGAGACUUAAUGGAGGAAAUCAGGAGGUUGGAUUAUGUUGCUAAUUCAGAGGUUUUUUUGCAUGAUUUUUGAUGAUGGAUAUGGUGAUUGAAAAGAGUGAUGAUUACCCUUGGUCCUAUCAUUGGAUGGUGCUUAGUAAUGGAUGGUUUUUUUGUUGCAAUAGGGUUUGUAACUUGCAGUCAAAGGAAGAAGUCAGAAGAUAGCUUAUGAUAUACUCCUUGUGAUAAGCUCCAUCUUGGGAAACUCAUCAUCUCUCAGUUCUGAAGUAUCCCAUCAGAAGCUGAUAAUGAGCUACCUUUCUGGUUCAUCUCCUUACAUAAAAAGUGGAGCAGUGUCUGUGCUAUCUGUACUGGUAUAUAAGGAUACAGAUAUUUGUACUUCAGUACCUGAUCUGGCCCCUUCUGUUUUAGCAUUGCU
Molecule: messenger RNA, 2614 nt
Organism: Vitis riparia (riverbank grape)
Lineage: Eukaryota; Viridiplantae; Streptophyta; Magnoliopsida; Vitales; Vitaceae
Product: putative pentatricopeptide repeat-containing protein At3g25970
Exons: 3
Coding region: 173-2269 (698 amino acids)
Biological process (GO): RNA modification
Molecular function (GO): protein binding; RNA binding
Source: RefSeq, a predicted model, not a curated record